AUGGAUUUCUACGACGACCCUCUGAUACCGGUGACCGUCGCUGUACUCGAGGUACCAGGAGUACGCAGCGAAGACCUGCAGCUGCGUAUCGACCGCGGCGUCCUUCAUGUUAUCGGUCGGCGGCGUCCCAGAUAUCGCCUGAAUCAGCCGCCGCUGCCUGGCCAACCCGCCGUCGAUGGACCGCCUGUAGCCUUCCACACGCAGGAUCUGUACUAUGGGAUCUUCAGGCGCCAAAUUCUCUUGCCGCAGGGAUGUACGCCUGAGGACGUUUGUUCGCAGCUCGCUGACGGGCAUCUUACGCUUUGGUGGCCGCGCGUCAUUAACAGGAGGCCGGCAGAGGCUCAGCCUCGUACUGCGGUCGCGACUACUGACUCAUGCGUGGAAACGGAAGCGGAAGUCCCUCAGGCGUCCGAGCAAGGGGAAGAAAAGGAGGCUGCAGCUGACCCUGCGCCCAAGGCUUCUGAGCCUGAGCAAGCUGAAGCCGAUGAAGCGACGCUUGUUGACUCGCAGGGUGUUAUCCCUGCGACGGGUUAG
Molecule: messenger RNA, 534 nt
Organism: Schizophyllum commune H4-8
Lineage: Eukaryota; Fungi; Basidiomycota; Agaricomycetes; Agaricales; Schizophyllaceae
Exons: 2
Coding region: 1-534 (177 amino acids)
Source: RefSeq, a predicted model, not a curated record